AUGUUUACACUUAGGAAAAGAAAGUUGGUGUAUAUCCUUCUUGCUAUUACAACAUUCUUGUUGCUAGCGCUUCAUUCAAAGUUAAUCAACCAUCCACAACUACCCAACGCGGACUGGUCACUCACUUCGUUUGGGGAAAAGUUUGACUUUUCUUACUUGCCAAACCUAAGCGAUAGUUUGAAAAACACGUAUAACCUGUGGAAUUUGAAAUCUUCCAAUACAGACACACUUCAAGCGGCAAUAAUUGAACCAAAUAAUGUCCAAUUUAACUUUGUUAACAAUGCCAACAACAAGGGAACACCAGAAGAGGUGGUUGCCCGGACUACUAAGAAAUAUACCGAGUUGAUGAAUAAAGAAGUGGGCAAGCCACAAGAUGCGUCAUUGGUUCCACCACCGGAGGAUAAACUGACUUAUGAUCGAGCAAAUGCCACCAUCUUGGCAUUAGUUAGGAACUCAGAGUUGACCAAGAUUGGACAAAGUAUUAGGAGGUUUCAAAAGCUGUUUAAUGGCAAAUUCAACUACCCUUAUACGUUUAUCAAUGAUGAGCCAUUUUCGGAUAGAUUCAAGGAAAGGAUCAAAAAGUAUACUGAAGAUGCACCAGUGGAAUUUGUCACCAUAAAACCAGAGAAUUGGAAGAAACCCGAUUCAAUAGACGAAGCUAAAGAAUCUAAGGCUAUGCAACUUAUGUAUGAUCACAAUGUCGCCUAUGCCAAGAAGGGAUCAUAUCACAACAUGUGUCGUUUCUAUCUGGGUCAAUUUUACAAUGUGCCUGAACUACAAAAGUAUAAAUAUUAUUGGAGAAUUGAACCACAAGUGCACUUUUAUACCGAUGUCACUUAUGAUGUUUUCAAAUACAUGGAAACAACAGGGAAAGUAUAUGGUUUCACUGUCGGUUUAUACGAUAUCGAAGAAACAGUAAAGACCUUGUGGCCAGAAACUUUGAAGUUUUUAAACACAGGUAACAACUACAAAUAUGUAAAUAAAAAUGGAAGUUUCCAAUGGUUGUUGGAGAACUUGCAAAAUCCAAACAAGAAUAAAGUUGCUGGUGGUUAUUCAACGUGUCAUUUCUGGUCAAAUUUCGAGAUUGGUGAUAUGGAUUUCUUUAGAGGCGAAGCAUACAAUAAUUGGUUUAAGCACUUGGAUUCAACAGGUGGGUUCUAUUACGAAAGAUGGGGCGAUGCACCGGUACAUUCGAUUGGUGUAAGCUUAUUUGCUGAUAAAUCCAAGAUUCAUUGGUUUAGAGACUUGGGAUACAACCAUGAUCCUUAUUACAAUUGUGCCAAUACACCAUUUACUUCACAUUGUCUAGUGGGUAAAUUCAGUCGAUACGAACAUUUAAAUGAUCAAAAUUGUUUAAUCAAUUGGCUAGAAUAUGAUGAAAUUAAAGAUGUUUAUAGUAGAAGUUAG
Messenger RNA from Lodderomyces margitis, 1407 nucleotides. It is a transcript of the gene KTR4, whose product is annotated as putative mannosyltransferase. The transcript has a single exon. Gene Ontology annotation, molecular function: alpha-1,2-mannosyltransferase activity. The coding region runs from base 1 to 1407 and encodes 468 amino acids. Gene Ontology annotation, biological process: protein O-linked glycosylation; cell wall mannoprotein biosynthetic process; protein N-linked glycosylation. NCBI's taxonomy places the organism in Eukaryota, Fungi, Ascomycota, Pichiomycetes, Serinales, Debaryomycetaceae. The record is from RefSeq and is a predicted model, not a curated record. Gene Ontology annotation, cellular component: Golgi apparatus; membrane.